Talaromyces amestolkiae is the source of this 1344-nucleotide messenger RNA. RefSeq lists its product as uncharacterized. The transcript has a single exon. The record is from RefSeq and is a predicted model, not a curated record. Bases 1 to 1344 code for a protein of 447 amino acids. Gene Ontology annotation, molecular function: hydrolase activity, acting on carbon-nitrogen (but not peptide) bonds. Lineage: Eukaryota; Fungi; Ascomycota; Eurotiomycetes; Eurotiales; Trichocomaceae.
AUGGUAGCACCUGACGCCAUCAAGCCCUGGCUUCGUGCCGCUCCUUCAUCCUACCUUCUCACCAACGGAAACGUCGUCGACGUACUCAAUGGCACAAUUCUCAAAAACUGCUCCAUCACUAUAAAGAAUGGCAUUAUUGAAUCCGUCACCCCUAACUCUCCCUCAAAAGCACACCAAAAAUCCUCAACAACACAAAAAGUCGUCGACUGCAAGGGCAAAUACCUCUGCCCCGGCCUUUUUGAUGCCCACGUCCAUCUCAUGGCCGUCCCCGGCUUCACAGACCUAUCCAAGGCAUUCGGUAACCCGAAUGAUGUGCAUCUGCUUCGUCAGCCGUACGUAUGUGCCCAAAUGUUGCAUCGGGGAUUCACCUCCGUGCGCGACUGCGGCGGUGCACAUUUAGCGCUCAAAGAGGCUAUUGAAGAUGGCGUGUGGCCGGGCCCGCGACUCUUUAUUGCGGGUUAUGCGUUGAGUCAGGCGGGCGGUCAUGCCGAUUAUCGCGGGCCACACGAUCACACCCAAUGCUGUGGAUUGGGCACCACGGGCCUCGGCCGAGUCUGCAACGGAGAAGCAGAAUGCAUGACUGCAGUGCGCGAAGGAAUCAGGACCGGAAGCGAUUUCAUCAAAAUCAUGGCUUCGGGUGGCGUUUCGUCGCCGACCGAUAAAUUGGAGCAUCUGCAAUUUACGCCGCGCGAGAUUCGUGCCAUGGUGGAAUGCGCUGACCAAGCGGGCACAUUUGUCACGGCUCAUGCAUAUACACCCAAAGCGAUUCGGCAUGCUAUCAACAAUGGUGCCAGGGGUAUCGAGCAUGGCAAUUUCAUUGAUCCGGAUACCGCGAAACUCAUGGUUGAGAAGGGUGUUUAUCUUACACCUACGCUGAUUACAUAUGCCGAAAUGGCAAGCCCAAAUUGGGAGGGCUACUUACCCGUUGAAUCGCAGACCAAGAACACAGAGGUCCUACAGGCCGGAUUGACGGCACUUAAGAUCGCGGCUGAGGCGGGKGUCAAGAUGUGCUAUGGUACCGACCUCCUGGGCCCGUUGGGCGCUGCACAGUCCAAGGAAUUCAAGCUGAGAGCUUCGGUUCUGUCGCCGUUGCAGGUUCUGCAGAGCGCCACGAUCAAUCCGGCUGAGAUGAUGGGUUGUGCAGAGACGUUGGGACAGAUCCAGAAGGGGUUCAAGGCUGAUAUUCUCUUGCUAGAUGCUAAUCCGUUGGAGGAUGUGACUAUUCUGGAUGAUCCGGAGAAAUUCAUUUUGGCUGUUAUGAAGGAAGGGAGGAUAUACAAGAGUCGUUGGGAGGAGAUAGAAGAGGAUGCGGAGAUCCCAGUUAGAGUCAAGGCGGCUUUGUGA